Messenger RNA from Myotis lucifugus (little brown bat), 2216 nucleotides. RefSeq names its product CD248 molecule (gene CD248). Gene Ontology annotation, molecular function: extracellular matrix binding; calcium ion binding; extracellular matrix protein binding. The record is from RefSeq and is a predicted model, not a curated record. Gene Ontology annotation, cellular component: extracellular matrix; external side of plasma membrane. NCBI's taxonomy places the organism in Eukaryota, Metazoa, Chordata, Mammalia, Chiroptera, Vespertilionidae. Gene Ontology annotation, biological process: cell migration.
GCCCUGCGGCGCCCAGCGCUGCGGGCCUGGAGUGCGGCCGGCGAGCACCGCUGGCUGGAGGGCUCGUGCACGCUGGCCGUCGAUGGCUACCUGUGUCAGUUCGGCUUUGAGGGCUCCUGCCCAGCGUUGCCAGAGGAGGCUGGCCAGGCCGGCCCCGCCGUCUACACCACACCCUUCCACCUGGUCUCCACCGAGUUUGAGUGGCUGCCCUUCGGCUCCGUGGCCGCUGUGCCGUGCCAGACGGGCAGACAGGCCUCAGUGCUGUGCGUGAAGCAGCCCCAGGGCGGUGUGAGCUGGUCGCGGGCUGGGUCCCUGUGCCCAGGGACCGACGGCGGCUGCAACCCGGGCGAUGGGGGCUGCGAACCAGAGUGCGUGGAGGAGGCGGACGGUCAUGUGUCCUGUCGCUGCAAUGACGGCUUCCGGCUGGCCGCCGACGGGCGCAGCUGCGAGGACCCCUGUGCCCAGGCCCCGUGUGAACAUCAGUGUGAGCCCGGCGGGCCACAGGGCUACAGCUGCCACUGUCGCCUGGGUUUCCGGCCCGUGGAGGAUGAGCCCCACCGCUGCGUAGACACAGACGAGUGCCAGAUCGCCGGCGUGUGCCAGCAGAUGUGUGUCAACUACGUCGGUGGCUUUGAGUGCUACUGCAGCGAGGGCCACGAGCUCGAGGCUGACGGCAUCAGCUGCAGCCCUGCUGGGGACGUGGGUGCUCGGGCUUCCCAGGACCUUGGGGAGGAGUUGCUGGAUGACAGAGAGGAUGAAGAGGACGAAGGUGAGGCCUGGGAGGACUUCGAUGAUGGCUGGACAGAGAUGCCUGGGAUGCCGUGGAUGGAGGCCACACAGCCGCCUGACUUUGGCCUGGCCUAUGGGCCUAGCUUCCCAGAGGACCGAGAGCCACAGAUGCUCUACCUGGACCCGACCUGGCCUCCCCCCCUCAGUGCUCCCAGGGCCCCCUAUCACUCCUCAGUGCUCCCCGUCACCCGGCCCGUGGUGGUCUCUGCCACACGUCCAACACUGACUUCUGCCCACCAGCCUUCUAUCAUUUCUGCCACACACCCACCCCUGGCCCCUGCCCCGGAGCCCCCCAGGAUCCCUGCCAUGCACCCAGCUUUGCGCCCUGACCACCAGUUCCCCAUGAUCUCAGCCAACUAUCCAGAUCUGCCCUCUGUCCACCAGCCUCCCAUCAUCUCUGCCACUAGCCCAGCACCCCCUGCCCCUCAGCCCCCAGUUAUCUCAGCCAAAUACCCUGAACUGUCCACUGCCCAUCAGUCCCCCAUGUUUCCAGACACCCAGGUGGCUGAUUCCCAGGCCACCACUCAUUGGUCUGGAAUCCCAGCUAACCACACCCCUCUGGCCACCACCUCCAGUGCUCAUCAGUCCCCUGUGGCCCCAGAUGUCCCGGUUCUCAAAGCCCAGGCCACCCACCUUCCCAGGACCUUGACUGUCCAGCCGUCUCGGACCACUACCUCCAGGUCCCCUGCCCAUCAAGUCCCUGUGCCUGCUGCCACCCAGCCCCCAGUCCUUCACACUCCCCUGCCCCCUCAGAGUCCCCCUAACCAGAAUGCUCCCUCCAGCCCUACACACACUUACUCCAAAACCCCACAGGUCCCAAGAGGAGGUGCCUCGGAUCCCAAGCUGACCCCAAUGCCCUCAGCAACCCCCACAGCAGGCCCCACAGCCCUGGGGGAGGCCAGUCCUGCAGGCCGAAGCCGGAGGGAUGACCGGUGGCUGCUGGUGGCACUCCUAGUGCCAACCUGCGUCUUCUUGGUGGUCCUACUCGCACUGGGCAUUGUGUACUGCACCCGCUGUGGCCCCCAUGUGCCCAACAAGCGCAUCACGGACUGCUAUCGCUGGGUCACCCACUCUGGGAACAAGGGCCCAACAGAACCCAUGCCCCACCGGGGCAGCCUCACAGGAGUGCAGACCUGCAGAACCAGUGUGUGAUGGGGCACAGCACCCCACUCUGUGGGGGAAGGGGCAUGCACUGGACAUGUGGCCCAGACUGCACCAGUGACCCAUGGGGGCGGCCCAGAUGGACAGAAGGGCUUCCUGCUCCCCGCGGCACAGCCAGAGCUCCUCUCAGCCCAUCCACUUAUACUUGACUCAUGACCACUACGCUCCUUGGGUCUGGCACUUACGACAGAGGAGAUGACCAAGGCCCCCAGGACCUCAGGGGGUGGGUGCUGGGGUCUCCUCCAAUAAACCGGGUGCCAACCUCA